UUAAAAUAAAUGCAUCACUUCUCUAACAUUUUUAAAACUUAUCUUUGGUAUUUCUGUCCUUUAAUUUCCUCUCAUUUAUCGGCCGACACAUAAACAGAUAUAUCAGCAAUUAGCCAAUAACCGGCUGAUAAUUGUUCACCUAUCGGUCGGGCUCAACGUCAUCAGCUCGUCUUAUAAAGUCUUAAUUCAGAAUUAUCAUACAUAUUCUUAUUGUUCCGCUCUUUCUCUUCUCCUGGUGGACUUUAUAACAUAAUUAAUAAACUUUCAUGUUGUAAUAUUUCCGUCAUGUCGGACAGAAACUCUCGUCCGCGCGGGUUUCUUCAGUCGCGCGCUUUUCAGUCACUCUGCGCGCACGAGCGGCGCGCGCCAGCAGCAGUUUCCAGCUGUUUCUCCUCCGGUCGGUCCGGCGGCUGUCUGUCUCUCCCCGGCUCCGUGUGUCCUCUGCUCCCCGGUUCUCCUGCUGCUCCUCCGGACGGAAGCUCUCCGCCGCCGCCGCCGCGUCUCUGCUCUCUGGAUCCGGCUGUGUGGCUCGGUUCUCCCGCUUCUCCGUCCCCGUUAGACAAGCCUCUCCCUGCCGGUUCUCCUGGCCCUGUCCCGGUCUCUCUCAGACAUGGGGGGUUGGAGCGUCGUGGUUCCGGUUUUGCUGUCAGUCAUCGGUGCUCAGCUGGCGGCGGGAGUCCCGGACGGAACGGACGGACCGGACCGACAAGUGAUUGACGUGUUGAGUCUCCAGGACUCAAAGCAGAGUGUUGCAGCGGUGGAGAAGCUGUCAGGUGGUCUGAGCGCGCUCAAUGACGUCUACGUGGUGUCGACGUUUCGGCUGCCGUCAAAGCUGGGAGGAGUCCUGCUGGGUCUCUACAGCAAAGAGGACAACAGGAAGUACCUGGAGGUUGCUGUCAUGGGGAAGAUCAAUAAAGUGCUGGUGCGUUACGUCAGAGCUGACGGGAAGCUUCACACUGUCAGCCUGCAGAAUGCCAACCUGGCCGACGGGCGGAGUCACUCCAUCAUCCUGCGACUCGGCGGCCUUCACCGUGACAACAUGCAAAUGGAGCUGUACGUCAACUGCCGAUUGGCCGACUCCAGCCAGGGUCUGCCGCCGUUGGUUCCUCUGCCCAGAGAGGCGGAGAUGGUGGAGAUCCGACACGGACAGAAGGCGUACGCUCGACUCCAGGGUGCAGUGGAGUCCCUCAGACUGGCUCUGGGGGGCAGCGUUGCCAAAGCCGGAGCUCUGACUGACUGUCCGUUCCAGGGAGACUCCUCAGCCUACAACUCAGUGAGCGGGGAGGUGCACUCUAUCCUGGGUGAUCACACCAAGGCUCUGAUUGGUCAGCUCAUCAUCUUUAACCAGAUCCUGGGAGAGCUGCGACAGGACAUCAGAGAACAGGUGAAGGAGAUGUCUCUGAUCAGAAACACCAUCCUGGAGUGUCAGGUUUGUGGUUUCCACGAACCUCGUUCCCGCUGCUCCCCCAACCCCUGCUAUAAGGGCGUGGCCUGCAUGGAGAGCAUGCAGUAUCCAGGAUACACCUGUGGACCCUGUCCACCUGGAACCAGCGGCAACGGGACACACUGCCGCGACAUCGACGAGUGUGAGCUGCAGCCCUGUUUCUCUCCUGACGCCUGUGUGAACACUAUGGGAGGGUUCAGCUGUCAGCCAUGUCCUCCUGGCCUGUGGGGGGCGCCGCUGGUUGGAACUGGACUGGAUUACGCAAAGACACACAAGCAGGUCUGUGGAGAUAUUGAUGAGUGUUUAGAUCUACCUGACGCCUGCGUACCGAACUCUGUCUGCAUCAACACUGUGGGUUCAUUUAAGUGUGGAGGCUGUAAACCGGGUUUCCUUGGUAACCAGACGUCAGGUUGCUUCCCCAGGAAGUCAUGUGCUACGUUGACCUUUAACCCCUGUGACAACAAUGCUCACUGCACCAUGGAGAGGAACGGAGAGGUUUCCUGUACGUGUAACGUGGGCUGGGCAGGUAACGGGAACACAUGCGGUGUGGACACGGACAUCGACGGUUACCCAGACCGCUCGCUGCCCUGCAUGGACAACGACAAACACUGCAAACAGGACAACUGUGUCUUCACUCCAAACUCGGGUCAGGAGGACGCCGACAACGACGGGAUCGGAGAUCAGUGUGACGAAGACGCAGACGGAGACGGUAUCAAGAACGUGGAGGAUAACUGCCGUUUAGUCCCCAACAAAGACCAGCAGAACUCUGACAGCGACUCGUUCGGAGACGCGUGUGAUAACUGUCCCAACGUCCCCAACAGUGACCAGAAGGACACGGACAGUAACGGACAGGGAGACGCCUGCGACCAGGACAUCGACGGGGACGGUAUCCCAAAUGUUCUGGAUAACUGUCCGAAGGUUCCAAACCCGAUGCAGACGGACCGAGACAGAGACGGAGUCGGAGACGCCUGUGACAGCUGUCCUGAACUCAGCAACCCCAUGCAGACGGACAUCGACAACGACCUGGUGGGAGACGUUUGUGACACCAACCAGGACACGGACGGAGACGGGCUGCAGGACAGCAGAGACAACUGUCCCGACAUCCCCAACAGCUCCCAGCUGGACUCUGACAACGACGGCCUCGGAGACGACUGUGACCAUGACGACGACAACGACGGUGUCCUCGACGACUACGACAACUGCCGACUCAUCGUUAACCCCAACCAGAAGGACUCUGAUGUGAACGGUGUUGGAGACGUCUGUGAAAACGACUUUGAUAACGACGCUGUGAUGGAUUUGAUCGACGUAUGUCCGGAGAGCGCCGAGGUCACGCAGACAGACUUCAGAGCCUAUCAGACGGUCAUUCUGGACCCGGAGGGCGACGCCCAGAUCGACCCAAACUGGGUGGUGCUGAAUCAGGGGAUGGAGAUCGUCCAGACCAUGAACAGCGAUCCUGGACUCGCUGUGGGCUAUACGGCGUUUAACGGCGUCGACUUUGAGGGGACGUUCCACGUCAACACGGUGACCGACGAUGACUACGCCGGCUUCAUCUUCGGCUACCAGGAUUCCUCCAGUUUCUACGUGGUGAUGUGGAAACAGACGGAGCAGACGUACUGGCAGUCCAUCCCCUUCCGCGCCAUGGCCCAGCCCGCCCUGCAGCUCAAGGCGGUGAAGUCUCGGACCGGACCAGGUGAGUUUCUGAGGAAUGCUCUGUGGCACACCGGAGACACACAUGGAGAGGUGAAGCUCCUCUGGAAGGACCCCCGCAACGUCGGCUGGAGGGACAAAACUUCAUACCGCUGGCAGCUCAGCCAUCGGCCCCAGGUGGGCUACAUCAGGGUGAGGCUGUUUGAGGGGAUGGACAUGGUGGCGGACUCCGGCGUUGUGACUGACACCACGAUGAGAGGCGGCAGGCUCGGCGUCUUCUGCUUCUCACAGGAAAACAUCAUCUGGUCGAACCUGCGCUACAGAUGUAACGACACGGUGCCCGAAGACUUCCAGUCUCAUCGUAAACAAGUUCUGAUGCAUAUUCAGGUGAGUACAGGUGUCAGAGCAGCAGUCUGGGGAAACACUGACGAGAAGCACCUGAAGGCACCAUCAGUGUUGGUCUGUGAGGCGUUUAAAGUGUCUCAGAUCGCGUCCACACUAAGCGGUUAGACUCAUGAACGCAUCUUUUCUCCAUUUUGUUCCUCCGUCCAGACUAAAACUGUUUGAAAACGGAGUUUUUCUAAACGUCCUCCAGAGUGUGUAAACGUGAAAACAGAGCUUUGUAGAAACGCUGUCAUAUCGCUGACAGAACAGAUGGUGGCAGCAGCGCAGCGUUUCAAUGGAAGAGGAAGAAGAAGAAACAAUGGCGGACGACUUCAUGCGAGUUUUGUUCUCUUUAUUUCUACUUUGACAGCUUGUUUAGAGUUAAACGUUAUCGACCAUCUUUCUCUGCUUAGACUAAACAUCAGGAAGCUUUAUAACGAUUCUUCUUCACUGGUUUUCUGUGGCAGCUCGUCUGUCCUCUGCACAUGCCCAGUAGGAGCAGAAUGACCUGUUUUGGCGUUUUAAUGUGGACGGAGGUAUUUGCAGCAACGAGCUGAACCUGCUGCUGUGGACGCAGGUCGAUUUUACUUGAAACUUUACUUGUUUUUACUAGGAACAAGGAGCAGGUUCAGUCCUCUGAUGGACACACCUGCGUAGGCCACGCCCACUGAGGGGCGGAGCCUGAGAGAGAAAAACACUCACACACACACAGGAGCAACUGUUUUAAUGAAAACCUUCCACUUCAUGUGUUACAACAGCAGGCGGGAAGGUUUCCUCUAUUCUCAAAUCUGUCGCAGAAACAUAAAAACAUACUGGCAUCAACAUAAACACAUCGAUUGUUUCCAUGACGCCAUUGAUGCCAACGAUCAUGGAAACGUCAUCUGAGCUCCAGAGAAGGAAAGAGUCGGUGUUAUCGUCUCUGCAGACGUUCCAGAGUUCAUAUAUAUUAGCUUGUAAAUCUGUCAUAAACCGAGCAAACUGAUUAAUAAAGUGACGGACUGAUAACCCGGCCUGACACCUGAACACUGAUCAGCUUCCUGACGUUCACGCUGAAGGUCGGCAUGUUCACAUGAUCACAGGAAGUGGAUACUGUACUCACAGAUGGUGUCCUCUCACUCCAGUGAAAGAGCUCGCUGAGCGUAGAAGCUAAAAAACAUUUUGUAGUUUCUGUUUGUCUCCGUGGUGUUCGGCUGCUGCUCCGCUUGUAGACUUUACAUUGAUGACAUCACAUUUAAUGUAAAAGUCUCUUCUCUGGAUUCUGGGACAGUUUGUUAAAUAUAAAACACAAAGAGUAAUAACUGAGCUCGUCUGCAGUCCUGUCAGUAGCUUUACAGUCUUUUAUAAACGGAGCGAUUGUUUGACUGCAGUUUCAUGAAUCUGCUUCAUAAACAUUCAGAGACGAACAAGUGGAUUUAACGUCUGUCUGACUGACGGCUGCUCCAAAGACCUUCUGUCUCAUUUUCAUUCAUCAAUAUAUAUUUACAAUAUGAGAUCUGGCAGCUCCGCCUGGUCGCUGGAACAAGGUUCCAGACAUCGUGGUGUUUCUGGUGUUGAUGGUGUUGAUGGUGUUAAUGGUGUUUCUGGUGUUUCU
Messenger RNA from Thunnus maccoyii (southern bluefin tuna), 5066 nucleotides. It is a transcript of the gene thbs3a, whose product is annotated as thrombospondin 3a. Bases 611 to 3601 code for a protein of 996 amino acids. NCBI's taxonomy places the organism in Eukaryota, Metazoa, Chordata, Actinopteri, Scombriformes, Scombridae. Gene Ontology annotation, cellular component: extracellular region. Gene Ontology annotation, biological process: cell adhesion. The record is from RefSeq and is a predicted model, not a curated record. The transcript has 24 exons. Gene Ontology annotation, molecular function: calcium ion binding; heparin binding.